UUGUCUGUUUCAGGACUACACCUCAGCCCCUCGUCUGCCCAGCGUGUUAUUGUAGUGAUGAUAUCCCCUCUGUCAUUAUUCAUCUGCUCCGACAUGACUUUCACGUUUAGCGGAAUCUACGCGGUUCACGGAGGAGAGGUGCAGUAACAUGAAAUGGAUGUCACCCGGGUCAGACCGUCCUUGUACGGAGAAAUCGCUCACGGCCUUGGAUUCUGGACCGACCGGUCAGCUGUGCAUGAGGCCGCCGCACAGGGCAGGGCGCUGCAGCUGCAGCAGCUGAUCGAGGGAGGGGCAGCAGUAAACAUCGUGGCUAUUGACUCCAUCACGCCGCUGCAUGAGGCAUGCAUACAGGGCCAGACCCAAUGUGUCCGGCUGCUGCUGGGCGCUGGUGCACAGGUCGAUGCCCGCAACAUCGACGGUAGCACUCCACUGUGUGAUGCCUGUGCUGCUGGAAGCCUUGACUGUGUCAAGCUAUUGUUGGAGUAUGGAGCAACAGUUAACCCUCAGCUGUUUACCUUCUCACCUCUUCACGAGGCGUGUAUGGGAGGUAAUUCAGAUUGUGUUCAGCUCAUGAUUGAUCAAGGAGCUUUCAUGGAGGCCCACGACUGCCACUACGGGACACCGCUUCAUGUAGCCUGUGCCAGGCAGCACUACGACUGCGCCAAAGUUCUCCUCAGUGCAGGGACAAACGUUAAUGCUGCUAAGCUACAUGAGACUGCCCUUCAUCACGCAGCCAAAACAAAGAACGUUGACUUAAUUGAGCUACUUGUGGAAUUUGGGGGGAACGUGUAUGCCAGGGACAACCUGAACAAAAAACCCAUCAACUACACCAGUCUGGGAUCUCCCUGUUACCGCUGCAUUGAGUUCUACGAGAAUACUCCCCUCAGUCUCCAGCAGAUCAGCAGAGUGAAGGUGAGGAGGACUCUCGGCACAAGAGCACGUGAGGUGGUUUCCCAGCUGGGCCUGCCCAAUCGCAUCAUACGAUUUCUUUCUUACACACCACCUCCAGUUAAUGAACUUCUAUCACUUUGAGAAACUUGGGAUCCAGCUCUGAGGAGAUUAAAUGCAGACAUGUUAAGUCUGCUGUGGAUCUCUCUCUUAAGGAAGUCAUAUGACAGGAUGUUGGUGGUGGCUGAAGAGCAGCACAGAUAAAAUAUCUGAAUACUGCCAGACUUGUAGGUGCAUAGAGAAUUCAUUAGGCUGUUGAUCCAUCCUAACUAUCAGUAAUAAUGUUACAUUAGCAGAUAUGUUAAUGGUAAAAAUCAAAGGAAAGAGCCAUGACACACCAUCAGCUCAUCAGGAUACAGUAUUAUGACAAUUCUGAAUGCAAACCACUGCCAACUAACAAAACACACUCAACAUUCACACAAGUACAAACCACACCCCUGCAUAUGAUAGGAGUGCAGGGAACAGUAUCAACAAGUUGAAAGACAAACUUGUUUUAAAGUAUUUCUGCUCCACGUAACCAACUGCGGUUCCACAAGCAUGCGGCUGAGAUGAGAAGGAACUCACCCUACCCCGAACGCUACCAACCUCUCAACAUCACCCGACGGUCGCUGUCUCGUCAAGCUGAAUUUUUUAACUUUGGACAGUGGCAGAUACUCACCUCCUUUGAUUGGACGUUUUGAAUACUCCAGUGAUUUGCCUAUCUGUGAUCUACUUACGCCUCUCUUUGCGGGAGAAUCAUCAAUAAUAUGUCCGGGAAAUGUCGGGAGUUUGAGAAAAAGAGGUGCAAUGAGCCAGCCACUUCUAUAAGGCCCUUAACACGAGUAAAUAGUACAUAGACAAGAUGUAGGAUUGUGUCGACAGCAACGGUAUACAUGGACAACGGAUUUUACAGGUGCUGCAGAAAGGGCAGGGGGGAAGAUCAGCGAUAAGGUAGGGGCCUUGCUUCUUCAAGGGACCAAUCCAAGGAGUGGAGCAUCAGCCAUUGGUCCCACCUCCAAGGCGCAUUCGAAAGUUACGCCUUAGCUACACUAACAUUUCCCUGGAGUCGAGUUAUCUGUCCACCAAGUUAAUGUGAAGUCUGAUACUUUUUCACCUUCACCUCUGGUCUAACAUCUCACCUGUUAUUUACAUCAAGUAUCAUGCUUUCCAAGAAGUUGUAAACUGGCUGCUAAUGGUGGUUUUGAGAGGUAAGGAAAGUUGAACAGCCUCAAGAUCAUAUCAACUGGCCGGUGAAGGCCAUGCACAUCAACGGUAAACAUACAGGUGUAGGCACACUGUCCCUCAAACACCGACUCUCAUAUCAGCUCUUCGUACUUGUUACGCCAGAACAAACUACACCUUUAAUAGAACAACGUGUCAGUUCCAUCAUAGAUCAGCUCACCUACAACUAAACUGUGUAAUAAAUCAGCCACAACAGGGGAGCACAUGUUAGGCAGCUUUUGAUGUAAGUAUUUAAUAUUGCCUAAUGAAGGUUGAAGCAAAGCAGCUUGUACUUGUCUUGCUCAUCUAGACCAAGGAAACUUGAAUGUAAGUCCACAUAGAUCCUGUAAAACUUUGUUCCACCUUGAGGGAACUUGAAGUGGUCUCACUAGGAUUGUAUUUAUUUGUAUAUAUUCAGGGAGUAUUUAUUUUUCAUGGAUAUUUGUAAAUAAUGUGGUUUUACCUUUAUUCAAUUUGUGUAAAUAAACAGACCAAAACUA
Platichthys flesus (European flounder) is the source of this 2648-nucleotide messenger RNA. It is a transcript of the gene asb13b, whose product is annotated as ankyrin repeat and SOCS box containing 13b. Gene Ontology annotation, molecular function: protein binding. The record is from RefSeq and is a predicted model, not a curated record. Gene Ontology annotation, biological process: positive regulation of protein catabolic process; intracellular signal transduction; protein ubiquitination. The coding region runs from base 154 to 1032 and encodes 292 amino acids. The transcript is spliced from 6 exons. Lineage: Eukaryota; Metazoa; Chordata; Actinopteri; Pleuronectiformes; Pleuronectidae.